Molecule: messenger RNA, 1152 nt
Organism: Bursaphelenchus xylophilus (pine wood nematode)
Lineage: Eukaryota; Metazoa; Nematoda; Chromadorea; Rhabditida; Aphelenchoididae
Source: the annotation of a GenBank genome assembly
AUGGAGAAUUAUUGUGAUGGCUGGGAUGAAUUCCGCAGAGCCCUGACGAUUACUCGGAAGAGUUUUUUGAAGAAAUUGAAUCCACGAAAUGGUCUGCCUAUCCUCAAAGAACUCUCCGUAAAGAUGAUAGAUCAGAGUCAAUUUGAAUUGGCUUCGUUAUGUUACAUGGAGAUGUCUGUCAUCUACAAUGAUCUUGGUGAUAUUCUCCAUGAGAAAGAAGCUUUGUUUGAGGCUUCUCGCUUAAUUUCUUUGGGAUAUUCGAAUUCAAAUCAAGGAUUCAUAAGGAUUGAACCAUUUCUCUUACAUCGAUUAGAAGAAGUAUACGUAAAAAUAGCAGAGUUAUCGCUGAGGGCAAAAUUUAUUCAGACAAUUGGAGUAAUUUUAUUGGAAUUGGCCUGCAAAUUCAUGGACAUCGAUUGUUAUGAUAUUUCCUUUGAAUAUCUUAUCAGAGGUGAAUCUUUUCGUGUGUGUGCAAUCAAAGCUAAUUUUAUUUCAGUUUUGAAGUACUUGAAAUCAGAUUUUUAUUACCGGAAGUUGAUUUUCGAUAAGGUUAUUAUUUGUUUGGACAAUUCCAAAUCUUUGGCCUCGGAUCUCUCUGAUUUCUCUUCCAUAUUUUUAUCUUACAUUAAAACCGAGAACUUGUAAGUAUAACACUCAUUGCUAUUUUUUAUUUUUAGAAAUGGUAUCCUCAAAGAAAAGAUGGUGGAAAUCGAAUUAAAGUUGGUUCUUCUUCAUCUAAAGCAAUAUUCCGAGGAUUGGGAGAUGAGAUCACGUUCUGUUUUGAGUAAUUAUCUUAACUCCGAAGGGCAUAAAACCCUUAUGAACAAAGCAGAUCUUAUACUUGUCACAUCACUUAUUAACAGUUAUCAGAAAAGAGAUUUUGUUAAACUUAUUUUUAUAUUCCAUUCACAAUUUUGGCAUAAAUUAGAUGAUUAUGGAAGAAGAUUGAUGGCAAACGUAAUCGAAAGGACAAGGCCGUCGGCAGGAGUGUUACAGUAUGUUGUUUUGAUUAUUCUAAUUACGUAUAAUCUCAGCGAAGAACUCGAAGUGGUUUUGAAAUCUGAUAUGACUGGACUGGAAAGGAGGAAAAAGAUGAUCGAGUGGUACAAAACAGUGAAAGUUAAGAAUAUUACUACUUAUCAGACUCUGUGA